AUGGCCCUCCUGGGGAUGAAGACUGUAGUUGCGUCUGUCGUGGCUCUUUUGCUCUUACGAUCGCUUCUGCGGCGCGUUUAUCUUCGCCGCACUGGCAAGCUGGUGCCCGGCAGCACUGCGGUUAUCACCGGUGGUGGUUCCGGCAUCGGCCUGGAGUUUGCCCGCCUCUUCGCCAAGGCAAAUUGCCAUGUUGUGCUCGUCGGCCGCAACGCCGAAAACCUGCGUGCGGCGCAAGCCUCGUGUUUGUCGCUGGGAGCCCCAACCGCCGCGUACGUCGUCGCCGACCUCACCACAGUGGAGGGCACCAGUAAAGUGGGGGACGCCCUGCGGGCACGGCAGGAGCCCCUCAAGUACUUGGUUCUCAACGCCGGGGCGGGUGCCAUUGCUGCCUUCUCAAGUGACCCAAGUUUCACAGACAACUGCAAUGAAUUGAUGCAGAUCAAUUACUUUUCAAAUGUUCGUUUGCUGCAGCAGUUGUUGCCACUGCUCGAGAAAGCACACUCCACGACAGCUCCGUCGAGGAUCGUUGUUUUGUCGUCUUUGGCGGGUGUGCUACCUUCAAUAUAUCGCAGCGCAUAUACGGCAUCCAAGCAUGCUAUUCAGGGAUUCAUGAACGCGCUUCGCGGAGAGACGGCGGUGGCGAUCACGUUGUGUUGCCCCGGCUACGUUGACACCGAUUUCCACCAACGGGCCCAACUCGCUGGUAGUUUUGCCUCCAGCAACACACGCCGCGGUGUGUCAGCGAAGGAGUGUGCACGUGUUUGUCUGGAGGGUGCGCUUCGCGGCGACAGUGAGGUGAUAACAACACUUUCUGGUAAACUUGGCUACAUCCUGCGGCCUAUAUUUACGAAAUUUAUCGAUGCCCAGGCAAAGCGGAUCAGCCUCCACUCACUGCAGAAGUAG
Messenger RNA from Trypanosoma conorhini, 903 nucleotides. Its product is annotated as short-chain dehydrogenase. Gene Ontology annotation, cellular component: membrane. Gene Ontology annotation, molecular function: oxidoreductase activity. The transcript has a single exon. NCBI's taxonomy places the organism in Eukaryota, Euglenozoa, Kinetoplastea, Trypanosomatida, Trypanosomatidae. The record is from RefSeq and is a predicted model, not a curated record. The coding region runs from base 1 to 903 and encodes 300 amino acids.